Phaeoacremonium minimum UCRPA7 is the source of this 3477-nucleotide messenger RNA. RefSeq names its product putative protein ris1-like protein. Lineage: Eukaryota; Fungi; Ascomycota; Sordariomycetes; Togniniales; Togniniaceae. Bases 1 to 3477 code for a protein of 1158 amino acids. The record is from RefSeq and is a predicted model, not a curated record. The transcript is spliced from 8 exons. Gene Ontology annotation, molecular function: ATP binding; ATP-dependent chromatin remodeler activity; metal ion binding.
AUGGCAUCUACGCCGCCGCCUACAGCCGGUGUGGGUAUGCCAGAGGUCUAUGAGCCACCAAGGGCGGCUCAGCACGACACUCCGAUGCCUUCGGUCGAGGUCCACUCAGACGAGACCAUCAAAUCAAUCGACACCAACAAGAAAGACAUUGAGAGGAACGAUUCUGCUAUGUCCUCCACAGAGACUCAGUCUAUUGAGACUCGAUCCAAGCCCCUUGAUACUAUCAUAUCUUUCACAGGGACGGAACCGACAACAACUCAGGCAGAUGCACUGAACACUGACAUAAUCUCCAGUGGCACUCGGUCCAUCACAGCUGAGCCCCAUCCAGACAUUGACGCCAUCUCCGAAGCGCACCAACCCGAAAAUCAUGAGACUUUGCCAGAUGCUCCAGCCAUCAAUACAAUUGUGGAGCCGGACAAUGGCGACCAAGAACCUCUCACGGGAGAGCAGACGCGCCCGGUGAACAAUGAUGGCUCAAAUCAGAGUAUGUCUCAGACAGUCGAUGUUGUGGAUGCCAAUGAGGAUGUCGACAUGAGGGAUACCACCUCUGUGGCAGCUGAAGAUCAGCGCAUUGAGUCAAGCGUUGAGCACAUUCCUUUCCCAAACACUUGUUCAAUCUCUGAGGAAACAGAGGAGCACGACGUGCCCGACACUCUACCGCCAAAUGAUGACGGUAAUGACUUGAGCGCACCUGUCAAGCCUAGCAAUAUAGGCGAAGCUCUGCAUCACCGGGAGUAUAAGUACAAGUCUUACGACAGCCCAGGCAAAUUGGCUUGGGAUGAGCGGCGCGAAGAUGGAAACCUGAAAAAUACAAAUAUCGUGGGAAGAACAUCAGCUAGGCAUGAAUCAAAUUCUACCGACUACCACGGUUAUGAUCAGACUGAGAGCCAUCUACGAAGCCACCAGAUCAAGCGACAAAGGAUCAAGAGGGAAGAUGACGACAGUGAUCAUGAUACCAUGGUCGAUCAUAGCCAUUGGAGCGGCCCGGAGCGGAAGCAUGAUCCUUUUGCUCAGAAGGCUUCUGAGGCUCAAUCGGCUGCGCCAGAAACGCCUUCUGAUCGUGUGCGGAAGCUUGAAGAAGAAAUUGCUGAGCUCAAGGAGAUUGUGCGAAAGAAGAAUCUCGGUGCAAGGGACGACACAGAGAAGAGUGCAGAAUUGUCUCGUCCCAAGAAGAUGAAGAUUACGCUUCGAGAUAGGCGAGCAAAUAAGAACGAAGAAGAUGAUGGUGAUUCUGAGUAUCUCCCAGAAGACAAUCCUCCAGCUACUCAAACAACAAGGUAUGAAAGAGCUGAGAAGCGCGCGAAAGCACAAGAGGACUUAGACGGGCAAUCAAGCAAGAAAUCUAAGAAGCGGACCAGUAAUAAACGCAAAGGCUCCAAGAGAAAGGGAUCCAAGGCCAAGUCAAAGUCUAAACCACGCCGCAUCCCCCGCAAGAAAGUGGAAUCCUUGACCGAAAUAGUGUCAAACUUUCUGCAGACCGUGCGAGUGGGAGACGAUGAGCCUAAUGCAGACAAGCCUGAGCUGCCGCAUUUUGAGGCAGCUACGAAAGAAGAGCAUGAAGAAAAGAUCAAGGCCUACAUAAAUGACGAUUCUAGAUUUGAUUCAUCCCGAAUCUACGAAGACGUCAACGAGCUCUGGAAUGCUGCUGGCAUUGUCCGCGGAGCGCUUCAGAAGAAAGUGGCUGGCGAAUGCCAUCGGGAUUCUGCAGGUUGGACCUUGCCUAGGAUGAAAGCGCGGCUAUACGAUUAUCAACUCUGGGGUGUUGGAUGGAUGCUCACACAAGAGAGAAAGACCAAGCUUCGUGGUGCGAUCCUGGCAGAUGACAUGGGUUUAGGAAAAACCUUGACCAUACUGGCAUUGAUUGCCGCAAAUAGGCCAUCCUUAAAAGAGAAGAAGGAAGGCACUGACAAGACGUUGGUUGUCGUGCCCUCAAAUGUCCUUGACACCUGGCUUGAUGAGAUCGAGUCACAUUGCGAAAAAUGGAGGGUCAUAGUCUUCAGGAAGUCUAAGUGGAGGCCUACGGAUGAGUUGAGCGAAAUUGUGUUCAAAGCAGACAUCGUGCUCAUUACUUACCGCGAGCUCGUUAGCAUGUACCCUUCAGACGAAGACCUCAAGUCAAUCGAGAAUUUACCCGAAGACCUGCGAACAAAGAAAUUCAAUGCGCAGGCGGGAAAGAUUUUUGGAGGUGCUUGGAAACGAGUCGUAUUUGACGAAGGCCAUGCAAUGAAAAACAUCAAGAGCCGGAAACUUGUCCCCUACCUAAAGUUAAUAGGAGCAGAAUGCCCCAAGUCUAUCAAGUGCUUCAACAAGCAGCGCGAAAAAGAAAACCAACAGGAGAGAGAACUUGCACUUGCUGAACUGGCGCCUCUGAUUGAGAAGAAAGUUCUACAACGAACGGGUCACACAUGGUUUAUCGGCCGCCCACUUGUCAAAAUACCCAAACCUCACCAGCUGAGGCCAGAAAUCCUCUCAUUAAGCGAGGAAGAGAGACGUGUCUAUAGGCAUGUUGAAGACCAGAUACGCGGGUUCAUCAAUGCCCGCACAUUAUCCGCCACUGAUGUUUCGAGAGAGGAGCAAUCCGAAGAUGAUGAUUCAGACGAGGACGACGCUGGCAAGGGAAAGAAAUCUAAGACUGUCAACUGGGCUCUUCGAUUGCGACAAGCUACAGCCCAUCUCUAUCUCCUCGGGCCAAUUUUGAAAGACUUUGUCACAGAAGGAUUCAUCAACAGUCUGAGACGAGAUCUUCGAAGAGCCGGAAAAGGAACACAACUCAUUGAUAAUAUGAGCCGUUUAUUUGAACUUGCUCCGGAUAAAUCCACGGACUUCGGCGCACAAGAGAUGCAUAUACAUGAAAAGCCCGGCUCAGAUGGUAGCAGCGCAGGUGACAAUUGCUGCAUUCUGUGCAACAAGCCUCUCACAAAUCCUAUCACUACAGAGUGCGACCACACGUUCUGUAGUAAUUGUUUCCAGAAUCAUUGCAACAAUGAGAUGGAACGAGGGUAUCAAACGCCUUCUUGCCCCCUUGCCGGACUCAAAUGUGGUGGGCAAGGCCUGAACCUUACUUGCGCAAAUCGAGUCAUCAUCACUGACCCCUGGUGGAAUAAUGCUGCUGAACGUCAAGCUUUUUGCCGUGUCUAUCGUAACAAACAAGAGAAAGAGACGUACCUCUACCGCGUUUGGGUAGACAACACCAUCGAUGACCGCAUAAUGCAGCUACAGCAGCAAAAGAGUGAGGAAAUCGCCAAUGCUUUUGGAGAGCAUGAUCCCCAAAAACAGAAAUUGAAGGGACUAGAUAGAUUGGGGCUAUUUGGUGCAUUAAAAAAAGACGAGAACGGUAGGGUGGUCUUGGAGGUAGACUACGAUGACAAUUCGGAGGACUUUGAGAAGGAGAGCAGUGAUGAAGACAUGGACAAUGACGGAGAAGAAGACGAGGAUGAUGACCAGGAUGACGACGACUCGGAAUAUGAGCAAGAUUAG